CUCGCAUCAAGAUGGCGGCAUCCAUGCUGAAAACGUGAAUCGAGUGGAUUGGAACUGUUUUGUUACUAAAUAUCGUAGAACCAUGUCUCGGUUGAUUGUGAAAAAUCUCCCUAACGGGAUAAAAGAAGAUCGCUUCAGAGAGCUUUUUGCUGCAUUUGGCACUCUCACAGACUGCAGCUUAAAAUAUACAAAGGAUGGCAAAUUUCGAAAGUUUGGAUUUAUUGGAUUUGUGUCAGAAGAGGAAGCCAAAGCAGCUCUCGGUCACUUCAACAAGAGCUACAUUGAUACAUCUCGUGUAUCUGUGGAACUUUGUAAAUCAUUUGGGGAUCCUGAAAAGCCCAAAGCUUGGAGCAAACAUUCUCAGAAAAAUGAUAAAGAUUCUGAGAAGAAAAAAGACUCAAAGCAGACACCUACUGACUCUGCAAACUCCAGAAGUACUAAAAAUAAUACAACUGCCCUGGAAGAACUGGAAAAGGAAGAUGACUUCAAGGAGUUCCUCUCAGUGCACCAAAACAGAACAAAGACAUCUACUUGGGACAAUGACACCCAUGUAGUAGUAGAAAAGAAACAGAAAAGUCAGACACAAGAUGAUUACCUGAAUUUUGAUUCAGAAUCUGAGGAGGAUAACAGUGAGAAUGAAGUGGAAAAUGAUGACAGAAAUUCAGUCUCCACAGGAAAGCUUGCUUUGAAGUCAGAGAUUUCAGAUAUGGAGUACCUUAAAUCUAAGGUAGUGCGAGAUCCCUGCCCUGCCUUGUCUGAAGAAAUAGUGGAAGGAGAGGAAGCCGAAAAGUCUUCAGAGGAUGAUGAAGCUGUGACUCUGCCACAAUCUACAAAAAAAAUUGAGCAGCAGGACUCCAAGAAGCGCAAAGAACCUAUGAAAAAGAAAUCAGCUGUACAGAAUGAGCCUACAACUUCGUAUACUGUCAAACUCAGGGGUGCACCCUUCAAUGUUACAGAACAAAAUGUGAAAGAGUUCCUUGUACCACUAAAACCAGUGGCCAUCCGGAUAGCGCGUAAUACUUAUGGCAACAAGACUGGUUAUGUGUUUGUUGAUCUGAGCAGUGAAGAAGAGGUGCAGAAAGCUUUGAAGAGGAACAAAGACUAUAUGGGUGGCCGUUAUAUUGAAGUGUUCCGUGACAACUACACGAAAAGUCCCAGUGUCCAAUCAAAGGCUGAGAGCAGGCCCUGGGAACAGCGUGACAAGCAAGAAUUGCAGCAGGAGGAUUUGUCAGAAUCUGGCAGGCUCUUUGUACGAAACUUGCCAUACAGUUGCACCGAGGAUGAUCUAGAUAAACUCUUUUCCAAAUAUGGUCCUAUCUCUGAAAUCCAUUUCCCUAUUGACAGCCUUACCAAGAAGCCCAAGGGUUUUGCCUUUGUUACUUUCCUCAUCACAGAACAUGCCGUAAAGGCAUAUGCAGAAGUAGAUGGACAGAUUUUCCAGGGUAGGCUGCUGCAUGUUUUGCCUUCUGCUGCAAAAAAGGAAGAAGUGAAUGAGUCUGAAGGAGAUGCAUCUGGGUACAAGAAGCAGAAGGCCUUAAAGGAUAAAGCAGUCAGUUCCAGUUCUCACAACUGGAACACACUAUUUAUGGGGACCAGCUCAGUAGCUGAUGUCAUUGCACAGAAGUACAACACCAGCAAGAGUCAAGUGCUUGAUGAUGGGGGGAAAGGCAGCCUUGCAGUCCGGGUAGCGCUUGGAGAGACUCAACUGGUACAGGAUGUACGGCGCUUUCUCAUAGAGAAUGGAGUCAGCCUUGAUUCUUUCAGCCAGGCUGCAGGGCCACGGAGUAAAACGGUGAUUCUAGUAAAGAACCUUCCAGCUGGCACGAAGCCUGCGGAACUGCAAGAGCUAUUUGGACGGUUUGGUGAUCUGGGGAGAGUGCUGCUGCCAGAAGGUGGCAUCAGUGCCGUUAUGGAGUUUCUAGAACCCACAGAAGCAAAGCGUGCUUUCUACAAACUGGCCUACACAAAGUUUCAUCAUGUACCGCUGUACCUGGAGUGGGCUCCAAUGGAUGUUUUUACGUGUCCUCCUCCACAAAAGAAAGUUGAACAAACAGAGCAAGAAACUUCAGAGGAACAGGAGGCAGAUGCUGCAGGCACCAAACAAGAGGUGAAAGAGCUGGAAGUGGAGGAGCAGGAAGAAGAUGAAGAGGAGACACUUCCUGGUUGCACUUUAUUUAUCAAAAAUUUAAAUUUUAGCACCAGUGAGGAAACCCUUAAAGAAGUCUUCUCUAAAGUCGGAACUGUGAAGAGCUGCAGUAUUUCUAAAAAGAAGGAUAAGUCAGGUUCUCUCUUGUCUAUGGGCUUUGGAUUUGUGGAGUACAUGAAGCCAGAGCAAGCACAGAAAGCACUCCGACGACUUCAGCAAUGCAUGGUGGAUGGGCAUCAGGUGGAGAUCAAACUGUCAGAGAGGGCAAUCAGAGCAGCAACUUCAACGGAACGCAAAAAACAGAUCUCUAAGAAACAGCAGAGCUCAAAAAUUCUUGUGCGCAAUGUCCCCUUCCAAGCAACGGUUCGUGAAAUACGUGAGCUGUUCAGCACAUUUGGAGAAUUGAAGACCGUCCGCCUGCCUAAGAAAAUGGCUGGCACAGGUAGUCACCGUGGAUUUGGCUUUGUGGAUUUUGUCACCAAACAAGAUGCAAAGAGAGCUUUUAGUGCGCUGUGUCACAGCACCCAUCUUUAUGGGCGCAGGCUGGUUCUGGAGUGGGCAGAAACUGAGGAUAGUGUGGAGACUUUGCGGAGGAAAACUGCUGAACAUUAUCAUGGCUCCCCAAAGAAAAAGAAGAAAGUGUCUGACCUGAUGGACGAUUUCAUGGAGAGCUUGGAUAAGGACAAUGAGGAUGAAUAAGAUUUGGAGGCUCCAUAAGCUGCAAAUGAAGCUUUUCAAGGGAUAACAUAGUUGGAAGACUCUUUGCCAAGGUUUGAGCUGCUGGAUUGAUAAUGAAGGGGGUUACAUGUGACAGCUGGACUUAAUAGUUGAAAUCACAGGACACUUUCAGCCCCUUCCCCAGUUCAACUCAUGUCUGCUGCAGUUUUUAAAAGAAUUUCACUUUGCCGUCUUCUGCAGUUUUUAAAAGAAUUUCACUUUGCCGUCUGCUGCAGUUUUAAAAAGAAUUUCACUUUGCCAACAUACUGCAUUUACCCACACCCAAAUAAAACAAUGGAUUUACUUACAUCUUCAAACGACCUGGGUUCAGAAGGUUUCUUUUGGAGCAGUGAAGGAGCCAUGACAAGCUUUUGCAGAAAAGGUUGCUGUAUGGUUAACCAAAGCACGCGGUUGUACUUUCUACACUGCUUUCUGGGACAUGUCAGCUCUCUGGAGACACAAAAGCUUCCUAAUACAGACAGAGUAGCCUGCCUCCUAUUAAUCAUAUUUAAAACAAUGAGUACAGGCCCAGGGGUGUAGUUGGAAGGUCUGCUUGUUUAAUUAAAAGUACCAUUCUCCAUAUUUAUUGCCCAAUUCUGUUAAAUAUUAAGAGCCUGGGAUGGGAAUUUAAUGGGAGGGUGGCUAAUGUAAUCUGCAAGCAUCAAGAAAGGAUCAGCAAGGUUGAGAGAAAUUGCUAAGUGUUAGGAGGGAAAAUCAGGUUGCUGAAGGUGAGGAAGUAGCAGAAACAGUGUGUCUGAUCAGGAGGCUUGAUAAAUGCACUUUGCUAAGCUUAAGGCAGAGAGGACCUGGAUCAGGUGGCUGAGAUUUACUGUCCAGAGAUGGCAAGGUUUUGCAUUAUAGACAGAGAUAUGUGUGUGAAAUAGGAAAAGUGCUGCAUCUCAGAUCUACUAACACACAUGACUAUGACUGAGACCUUUCACAGUACAGAUGUUUCUGGGACCUGUGAGGCAGAAAUGGCUUGAUCUCAUACUUGAAAGAAGAAACAAUGUUGCAGAAAGUCCAAAUAUAAAUAUAGAGUGCAUUUCUUGUAAAUGUACUCAGCGUGGCACUGUGGCUUAUUAUGCAAGUGGCCUUCAGUAGUCACUUGUAGUGGCUGAAAAGGCUGGUGGCAUAAGGAAACUUAGCUGUACAUCUCUGCCACUGUGAUAUUUUGGUUAGAUUUCUAAAUGGUAUCCAGUUUGAAAGGCUCUAUCUGACACUUAUAUCCACCAUUCCAAUAUGAAAAUGCAUUAUGACAGAUUGGAUUUAAAGGGAUAUGGCCAUCACAAAGGAACCUCAUUUUAUAAUAUCUUUUGUUUUUUAAACAAAA
This is a messenger RNA of Xenopus laevis (African clawed frog), 4193 nucleotides long. It is a transcript of the gene rbm19.L, whose product is annotated as RNA binding motif protein 19 L homeolog. Lineage: Eukaryota; Metazoa; Chordata; Amphibia; Anura; Pipidae. The record is from RefSeq and is marked provisional. Gene Ontology annotation, molecular function: nucleic acid binding; mRNA binding; RNA binding. Gene Ontology annotation, cellular component: nucleoplasm; chromosome; nucleolus.